This is a messenger RNA of Schistocerca serialis cubense, 525 nucleotides long. RefSeq names its product zinc finger protein 83-like. NCBI's taxonomy places the organism in Eukaryota, Metazoa, Arthropoda, Insecta, Orthoptera, Acrididae. The record is from RefSeq and is a predicted model, not a curated record. The transcript is spliced from 3 exons. The coding region runs from base 1 to 525 and encodes 174 amino acids.
AUGCAUGAGUCUGAUAGAAAUAAUGAAAUUGUUGUUAUUUUCACCAACAUGCAAAAUAACACAGAGGAAGAACUUCUGGACAAAGAAUAUGAAACUUCAGACUGCUCAAUGAAUAUCAGGCACAAUUUUCACUGUAAUAUCUGUGGAAAAGUAUUUAAAUUUCAGGCAUCUUUAUCUCGACAUAAUAACAAAUUCCAUGUGACUAAAUAUCAGUGUUCCACUUGUAACAAAGUCUUUUCAAGACAAGUGUACUUGACAGUUCAUCUUUCAAAUCCUGGGCGAGUGUGUUAUUGGCAGAAACAGGGACCAGCACUUGAACUGCGAAGUGUGGAAGAAGCACACAUAAAGAGUUCUGGCUGUAGCCACUGUGCAAGACAUGAUAAAAUGGAACAAUCUAUUGUGAACUUGGAAGUGCACAAGACAAAUGAUAGGCUUAAAACAAUAUGUAAUAAAUUUCACAAUGUUUCCCUGGUAAAUGUGAGCAAUCUGCACAGAAAAUUCACACUACUCAUGGUAUGCACAUGA